UUUUUUUUUACUGUUCUCUCUUUUUUUGGUCAAUGGAAACAACUGCCGUUAGGGUAGCGUUACGAAUCCGUCCUUUGUCAGAAAAGGAGCAAGAAACUACUGGACCUACCGACUGUAUUACUUAUGCCAAAGAUGAACCUCAAAUAUUUCUUGGUUCUGACAGGGCAUUUACUUUUGAUCAUGUUUUCCCUCCACAAACUGACCAAAAUCAACUGUUUACAACAAGCAUCAUACCUCUUUUGGAUUGUUUUUUAGAAGGAAACAAUGCUACUGUAUUGGCUUAUGGUCAAACUGGCUCUGGGAAAACUUAUAGUAUUGGAACUGGUGUAGAACCUCUACCUAACCGUGAUGCUGAAGGAAUCAUCCAACGAUUUGCAAAAAUACUAUUUGAACGAUUAGGGGAAAGGGAAAGCACAACUACUUAUCAAAUAUAUGUAUCAUUUCUGGAACUCUACAAUGAAGAAAUUAUCGAUCUCUUUUGCCAAAACAAGAAGGAUGAUACUGUUCAUCCUGCUGUACGUGAAGAUGGUCAUCGACAAAUAUAUUGGACAGGUGUACGUGAAAUUCAUGUGCAAAGCUCAACUGAAUUAUUAAAUCAUAUCCGAAAAGGUGCAAUGUGCCGUUCUACUGGAUCUACUGAUAUGAAUUCCUCUUCCUCAAGAUCUCAUGCUAUCGUCUCCAUUACUUUGAAACAACAAAUAUGUGAACAAGGUGAUCCAUUGGAUAAUCAACAAGUACCUGUCAAACGAUUGGUAUCCAAAUUUCAUUUUGUCGAUUUAGCAGGAUCAGAACGUCUCAAACGAACCAAUGCCUUGGGUGAAAGACAAAAAGAAAGUAUUUCUAUCAAUACUGGCUUAUUAGCACUUGGAAAUGUUAUUUCGGCUCUUGGUGAUCAUUCAAAAUGCGGAUCUCAUAUUCCUUAUCGUGAUAGCAAAUUGACAAGAUUAAUUCAAGAUAGUCUUGGUGGAAAUAGUCAUACCUUAAUGUUAGCUUGUAUUAGUCCUAGUCCAUCCGAUUAUAUGGAAACUCUCAAUACUCUUAAAUAUGCCAAUCGUGCCAGGAAUAUUCAAAACCGUGUAGAAAUUAACGUGGAUUAUGAAGGUAGCCCUGAAGAAGUCUCUUAUUUACGAAGUCAAAUGAUCAAGUUGAAAAUGCAAUUACUGGAUCUCAAACAUCAACAAAACCAUGGUUCUUAUGGUAUAUCUGACGGUUAUCGUGCGAUGGAAGCGGAAUUAGCUCGGGUCAAAGCUCAUGCCGAUGCUCUAUCAAAGGAUUUGAUCCAAGUACAAGGUGAACGUGAUACCCUACGAUUACAACAAGAACAACAACAAGAAUCCUCGGAUAUUGACAAUCCUGUACAGGUCCAACCUCUAGUUUUAAAUUAUCUGCAACAUAUACAAGAUCUCAAAUUUGAAUUACUUGAAGCAAAUAAUCGUCUGGUUCAUCUGGAAACUCAGCAACGUUAUCACAUCGGUCAACAUCCGUCGGUAACAACUUCUUCCAAAAGUUACUCCAAUCGUAAAUAUGUUUUUGAUCAUGAACCUUCAAUUUCAAUGGCUGUCCCCGGUCGGUUUGGUAGUAAUAGUCCAACACAUCGACGGCAAAAAACAACUUUGGAUAAAAAUAUGCGAAUGGGUUCUGUCUCCACUGGUGGCGCACAUACUGGUACAAGACGAACAGUUAAACAAAGAAAACAUUCUUUACCUAUUGGACACAGAAUGAAAUCAGUACGGAAACAUACAACAGUAAUGAACGAAUCGACUUUACCCGAUCUGGAUGAACUAUGGCAUUUUUUGGAUAGUGACACCAAUGAUGGCGACAGCAGUACAACGGAAAUGGGAAAUCAUCAUCAAGAUUUUAUUCUCAAGGUGGAUAACAACAAAAAUAACAAUGAUAUGUACACGUCUCAGCAAAAGAUAGCAGAUGAAACACAACAGCAGCAGCAGCAGCAGCAACAAAAAAAACAACUACAACAACAUGAUAAAAAAAUCAACAGUGACGUUCCUUUAUUCGCCUCUUAUUCCUCAAGUAUUGAUUUUAUGAAUACUUCGUUAUCGCCGCCUUCCUCUUCCAAACUGGAUGCUCUUACUGGUAUUUCUAUUUCUCCUUCCUCUCCAUCCACAUUACCAGAUUCGCCUAUUAGUGGGAACACAAUAUGUCAUGACUUGGCGUCACCUAUUGAUGACAAUGACAAUAACAACAACAAUGAAGACGAAAUACAAGCCUUGUCAGUACCUGCUUGGGCCGACGAACCGAAAGCUCAAUCUAUGACCGACUCAACCAAACGAGAGUCAUUAUCAUGGACCGACUCUUUCCUCGAUGAUUCCGAUAAUUCUAUUGCAACCUCACGUCUCUCUUCAACCUAUUGGACUCUAGCCAACAAUGGAAAAAGAAAUUUGGGUCGACGACGAAAUAAAGAUUUACUAAAAAUGCUACACCAGGUACAAGCAGAUCUUUUGGUGAAACAAGAAUUAGUUGGCCAACUAGAAAAAUCGGAAGAUGAAUAUACUCAAAUGCGCAUCAAUUAUGAAGCUCAACUUAAACUCCUACAAACACAUCUUGUCGACAUGCGAUAUCAACGGGAUUAUGCCAUUGGAGAUAUUGAAAUCAACAAUAGAGAUAUUGCAACUAAACUUCAACAACUGAACAAGGAUCAGCAACCAGCAGCCAUCAGUUUGGAAAGUAAACCUCAAUGUCAACAAAGGCCGCAUACUGCCGCAUCACCCUCACCAUCACCACCACCACCACCACCACCAAAGGGGUUACAAAGGCGACAACAAACUGAUGCCAUAUCACGUCAGAUCAAGGAAAUCAGAUUACAAUAUGAAGGCAAAUUGAAAAGGCUCACAACUGAAAAUCAAGAAUGGAAACGUAAAUAUACCCAAUCGACCAACAGUAUGGCUCUAGCUCGUACCAAAGCAGAACAAGUGGUCACUAAAUUGCGCAACACCAUAGAUCAAAUGAAAGCAGAUAAAAAACAACUCCAACGCACCAUGAAACAAGACAAUGAUAGAUUACGCGAACAAUUAGCCAUUGCGGAACAAGAUAUUGUUCAACUCAAGCGAAAGGAAAGUCUUUAUAUGGAAGCACGAAAGAAAUGGGAUGAUACCAAUGAACAACAACAAGCACUUUUGAAAAAGAGAAAUGAUCAUACUUUGCAAGUGAAUCAACAAAUGCGACAUUUGACACUUGUUUUACGAAAAGCGGCUACAGAAGGUACUUUUUUGAAUGAAGUGACUUUGGAACGUUUAUUAUCACAUGCAGCUAGUCAGCAACAAUCACCAUGGUUACCUAACAAGAUAUCUUCUCGACCUUCUUCUACAGCAAAUUGAACAAUUAUUAUGAUACCACAAUCAAUCAACUCAAUUCAUAUGCUUAACAUGCCAACAAAUCAUACAUACAGAAGAAGAAGAAAAAAAUACUCGUCAUUAUACAAGUAGAUUGAAUUUGGAUUAUUUACCCUUAUCCGUCACACGUACAUACACACACACACACACAUACGCAUAUAUAAAUCUUCUACUAUUAUAUCAUUGAUACCUGUACAGUUUCAUUUUUACUGCCAUCUAUGACAUCUUUUAUUCUUAGUUUGAUACCAUUUUUAUUUCCUUUUUUUUUUUAUUUAUUUUUACAUAUCUCACGCACCAUGAUACCAUCAUUAUAUUUCCCCCCUUUCUUUUUUUUUUUUUUU
Molecule: messenger RNA, 3688 nt
Organism: Halteromyces radiatus
Lineage: Eukaryota; Fungi; Mucoromycota; Mucoromycetes; Mucorales; Cunninghamellaceae
Product: P-loop containing nucleoside triphosphate hydrolase protein
Exons: 10
Coding region: 33-3332 (1099 amino acids)
Biological process (GO): microtubule-based movement; mitotic spindle organization
Molecular function (GO): microtubule binding; ATP binding; microtubule motor activity
Source: RefSeq, a predicted model, not a curated record